UCAACAGAAGAAAAGAAAAUAAUACAACCGUUACUGCAAGUUUUGUUGACAUCCGAUCCGAGACACAACUGCAGCUUUCCCGGGCUGAAUCAUUCAUUUAAAUGGCUACAGGUUACCGGAAACCAGCUUCUUCGGCUGGCCAAAGGAAAAAGGCAGGUCCCCAAAAAGAUCUGACUGAGGAGCAGAAGCAGGAAGUUAAAGAGGCUUUUGAUCUGUUUGACACAGAUGGCAGUGGAACAAUAGAUGUGAAGGAGCUCAAGGUGGCCAUGAGAGCGCUCGGGUUUGAACCAAAGAAAGAAGAGAUCAGGAAGAUGAUUGCAGACAUCGAUAAAGUUGGCUCUGGAACAAUCGACUUUAAUGACUUUCUCCAUAUGAUGACUGUGAAAAUGAGUGAAAAAGACUCCAAAGAAGAAAUAAUGAAGGCGUUUCGGCUGUUUGAUGAUGACGGCACGGGAACAAUCACAUUCAAAAAUCUCAAGAGAGUUGCCAAGGAGCUGGGUGAAAACCUCACGGAUGAGGAAUUACAGGUAUCGUGUUCUCUGAUGACGUGCAAUGUUUCCCAUAUACUAAAUAUAAUUACUUAUUGGUGGUCCAUGCACAUGUGUAGAAAUGUCACAAUCUGGCGACAGAUAUCCAAUAAAGCUAUUAAUAAGAGCAACAUCUGAGCACUUCUUUUAGUGACAGGGAAUGCCUUUGCAAUGGUAGGUUUACUGGUGCAUUCAUGUACAAGUCAUCAGCUUUUGAAUUGAUUGCUGUUUUGCAAUUCUUUUUUUUUUUAUAUACGAGACAAAGAGAGUUCCUCUUUACUGUAAAAACGGAGCCUAUAACCUCCUCGAGACAAUCUCUUCAUAGUUUCUGUUUUGCAGUUCUCGAUGCAGGCUGUCGAUGCUCUCACUGCGUCUGUCAGUAGCUCCCUACGCCUCCUCCUUCUGAACUACCUCGAGGUUUACUAAUUCAUUCUUAACCGUUUAUUUAAUACUCACUGGAAAGAGGGUUUAUUUUCCUCAAACUGCUCUCAUGUUUGAUGAUUGAGAAUAGUUUCAGCAGAUAUUGUACCUUUGCAUAUAAUGUGUGCACUGCAUAUCUUUUUAAUGUUAAAUGCACUCUUUGUGUGGAAUAUCAGGCUCAACAAUAAGGAUUUCCUGAUUUCACGGGGCAAGUAAAAUGCUUGUAAAUAAAUAAAUCUAGCAACUCACUGGCCCAAUCGGGCAAGUAGAGUUCUGACGUUAAAAAAAAAAAACCUGAAUAUGGAGCAGUAUGUUUAGGAACACACUUCUUAAAAAGCCCAACAACAACAACAGAGAAGUGGUUGCUGCAGACACAGAAGAGUGAGCAGAAUGUGGCCUUUGAUAAAGUUACAUAAAUUGUUUGAAUUGUAGCAGAAUGCCUUAGACAGAAUGCCUUAAACAAUACCUUCAGAGGAUAUCUCAGGAAGCUAGAAAUAAAUGACCAAUAUUGAGAAAUAAUGAAUACUAAACAUUGGGUUGGAUUUCUCAGCACUGGUAACAGUAAACGGUUCAUUAAACGGCGUUACAUUAUACCCAAGCUCACAAAUAAGACUGAUACUCAUCUGUCUCCUACUUCCCUUUAUGUUGUUAUGUUCUUACUCAUGCUAUUGAAAUAGCAGUUGUUGGUUAUUUCUGUGGACUAAAAUUCCCAGGAUGGAGUUUUUCUGGUCCAUCACACCAGAUGCAUCGAGAAAAGCUCUCAGUGCACUUGUCAUUUUUUUUGUAUUUGAACAUUCAGACUUCGUUUCUUAUCCUUUUUAGGAAAUGAUCGACGAGGCGGAUCAAAAUGACAACGGUGAGGUGGAUGAGCACGAGUUCUUGAGGAUAAUGAAGAAGACCAAUCUUUACUGAA
Anarrhichthys ocellatus (wolf-eel) is the source of this 1860-nucleotide messenger RNA. It is a transcript of the gene cetn4, whose product is annotated as centrin 4. The coding region runs from base 102 to 665 and encodes 187 amino acids. Gene Ontology annotation, cellular component: myosin II complex. The record is from RefSeq and is a predicted model, not a curated record. Lineage: Eukaryota; Metazoa; Chordata; Actinopteri; Perciformes; Anarhichadidae. The transcript has 4 exons. Gene Ontology annotation, molecular function: calcium ion binding.